Messenger RNA from Drosophila serrata, 2191 nucleotides. RefSeq names its product cyclic nucleotide-gated channel alpha-3. Gene Ontology annotation, biological process: monoatomic cation transmembrane transport. The record is from RefSeq and is a predicted model, not a curated record. Gene Ontology annotation, cellular component: intracellular cyclic nucleotide activated cation channel complex; plasma membrane. Gene Ontology annotation, molecular function: intracellularly cGMP-activated cation channel activity; cGMP binding; intracellularly cAMP-activated cation channel activity. NCBI's taxonomy places the organism in Eukaryota, Metazoa, Arthropoda, Insecta, Diptera, Drosophilidae.
ACUAACGAAAAUGUUUGAGAAAUAUGUCGCCACAUAUGUGCGCGCGUGUGAGCAAGUGAAAUUAAAAUUCCCGCAUGCCUAAUGAAUUCGCCCCGCUCUUUCGCCGUCCCUCUCCCACAACCGUUAUGUGUGUGCGAAAGCGAGUGCGUGUGCCUGUGUGUGUCCGUAAGUGUCGCUGACUUCGGAAUGACAAAAACAACAAGAGCCACAACGAUAUAGCAGCUACAACUAAAACAAUGGCUUGCUAAGCUGCUCGAGUGAGUGAAAAAAAGAAGUAAAAUAAGCAAGAAGGAAAGGAGAGCCAAAGAGCGAGCGCGAGAGAGAAAGAGCGUGAGAGAGGCAGAGGAGACAACGGAACGAAAGCAAAAGUGAAACUUGCAGCGAAGAAAGAAGGAAAAGUGGAGAGCACGAGCUGGAGCAGGAGCAGUAGCAGUAGCAGUAGCAGGAGCCGGAGACCUACAAACCAGGAUCGCAAGUCGGGGGCAUGUCCACAGCCAAAAGGCUGGUGCUCUCGCUACGUGGACGCAAGAAUUCGCAGGGCAACUCGGCGACCUCAUCCACCCGCCUGGUAUCCGCCGGCACCUCGCCCGGCCAUGAGCUGGACGAAAUAGCGGUGGUCUCGGGCACCGGAUCCAGCAGUCACCACUUCUCCUAUGGCGGCUGCAUUGCCACCGGCGAUGCGCCAUUGCCGCGCUACUCAACAGAUCUAGGACCAAAGUUUGGCAUGACCCAGCCGAAAUUCGGCCAGAGUGUCUCGCAACAAGGUUUCUUUACUUCGCACGAUAGCCUGGCCACACCAUGCGCCUCCAGGGCCUCCAACUCGCACAUGGCCACCGUAAGCACUGCCUCCGAAAUGGAUCUUCUGCACAACAAGCAACGCAACAAGUCACGCGGACGCCUGAAAACGGCUGCCAGCGGCGAUCAGCCGCUUUUGGGCACCUGGAAUCGCUCCACGGGACGCGGUUCGCAGGAUAACACGCUGGCCGGCGGCGGAACCACCAGCCUGGCCAUGGGCGGCAUCGGGCACAACCAGUAUGGCGGCAACUACUGCAACGGCACGGAUCGCUAUCCGCGCUCCCGGUCGCAACAGCAGGGUCACCACAAUGCCGCCCAACAGCCGCAUCAUCCCUACCAGCUGCAGCACUCGGCCUCCACAGUGUCGCAUCACCCGCACGCACACGGUCCGCCCUCGCAGGGUGGACCCGGUGGCCCGGGGCCACCUCAUGGCGGCCAUCCCCAUCAUCCGCAUCAUGGUGGAGCCGGCAGUGGUGGGGGCAGCGGAGGCGGACCACAUGGCGGUCAGCCGCAUCAUCAGAAACCACAUCGCACCGCCUCGCAGAGGAUACGGGCGGCGACGGCAGCCAGGAAGCUGCACUUUGUGUUCGAUCCGGCGGGGCGGCUGUGCUACUACUGGUCCAUGGUGGUGUCCAUGGCCUUCCUGUACAACUUCUGGGUGAUAAUCUACCGCUUCGCCUUCCAGGAGAUCAACCGGCGCACGAUUGCGAUCUGGUUUUGCCUGGACUACCUGUCCGACUUCCUGUAUCUGAUCGAUAUAUUCUUCCACUUCCGCACCGGCUACCUGGAGGAUGGGGUGCUGCAGACGGAUGCUCUGAAGCUGCGCACUCACUACAUGAACUCGACGAUCUUCUACAUCGACUGCCUGUGCCUGUUGCCGCUGGACUUUCUCUAUCUGUCCAUUGGCUUCAACUCGAUCCUGCGCAGCUUCCGGCUGGUGAAGAUCUAUCGCUUCUGGGCCUUCAUGGACCGGACCGAGCGGCACACCAACUAUCCGAAUCUGUUCCGGAGCACGGCCCUCAUCCACUACCUGCUUGUGAUAUUCCAUUGGAACGGCUGUCUCUAUCACAUCAUUCACAAGAACAAUGGCUUCGGGUCACGCAACUGGGUCUAUCAUGACUCCGAGUCGGCGGAUGUGGUCAAGCAGUAUCUGCAGAGCUACUACUGGUGCACCCUGGCCCUGACCACCAUUGGGGAUCUACCGAAACCACGCUCCAAGGGCGAGUAUGUGUUCGUCAUUCUGCAGCUGCUCUUUGGCCUGAUGCUCUUCGCCACGGUGCUGGGUCAUGUGGCCAAUAUUGUGACGUCAGUGAGUGCAGCGCGCAAGGAGUUUCAAGGUGAGUGGAACAGAAAUAGGAUGCAGAUUGGGGUCAGGAAUAGCAUUAAUAACAAAUAA